Molecule: messenger RNA, 6017 nt
Organism: Trematomus bernacchii (emerald rockcod)
Lineage: Eukaryota; Metazoa; Chordata; Actinopteri; Perciformes; Nototheniidae
Gene: arhgap31
Product: Rho GTPase activating protein 31
Exons: 12
Coding region: 577-4383 (1268 amino acids)
Biological process (GO): small GTPase-mediated signal transduction
Molecular function (GO): GTPase activator activity
Source: RefSeq, a predicted model, not a curated record
CUCCACUGCCACGAGUCCAUCUCUAAACAUCUCAUAUUUAAAAAUGUCAGGUAGAAAAUCUGAUUAUAAAUCAAAAGUAAUGUUCCUGAGGGGAUUUGCCUCUCUUCAUAUGCUUCCUCAGAGAAGCCAGUGAAAAGGGGAGCCUGUGUGGAAUGAAGGAAAGGAGGAGGAGAUAGAAAAAGCAGCAGAGAGAGACUGGCUGGGGGUGAAAGAACAACAGGAAACCAACCGAUUCUAAUGCUGUUUCUGCAAAUCCUUCACAGAUAAAGCCGCGGACUGCCACGUCCCAGCCAAGCUACUCUCACACCAUGCCUUUUCUUUGAUCAUCACUCCAAGUUAUGCCAAACUAAAAAGGACUUAAAGUUCAAAAUGUGACGUCACUUCUGCUCUCAGCCUCCAACAGUGUGGUUAGUCAGAAUGUGAGCGGAUGCAGCGUUUUGGGAGCCGAUUGCUGAGAUUUGUGGCUGCUUUUUUGACCUAAGAACUCAACCUCUCUCUUAUGGGGUCAUAUGGAUCGAUCGCCGUUCCUCCAAGGAUCUGUUUGUUUUAAACCUCGGGACUACUAACUGGAGCCACAUGAAGAAUAAAGGGACUAAGCAGAAGUCCAAAAAGAAAGGAAGUGAAAAUGUGUUCGGCUGUGACCUGAUAGAACAUCUCCAGAACUCCGGGCAGGAUGUUCCUCAGGUUCUGAAGAAAUGUGCAGAGUUUAUCGAGGAACAUGGGAUUGUGGACGGGAUCUACAGACUGUCGGGGGUCACCUCAAAUAUCCAGCACCUCAGGCAGGAAUUCUGCUGCGAGGCGUGCCCUGACCUCACAGAGGAAGUGUACCUCCAGGACAUCCACUGUGUGGGUUCCUUAUGUAAGCUGUUCUUCAGGGAGCUACCCAAUCCUCUGCUCACAUACGAGCUAUACAGCAAAUUCACUAAAACAGUCCUGGUUCAGGGGGACAAUGAGAGACUUUUACACAUUCAGGGGGUCAUCAAAGAACUGCCGACACCUCACUUCAGGACUCUGGAGUACCUUACUAAACACCUGGCCCACCUUGCCACCUUAAGUACGACAACAAACAUGCAUACCCGUAACCUGGCCCUGGUGUGGGCUCCAAACCUAUUAAGAUCUAAAGACAUUGAGGCGUCAGGUACUAAUGGAGACAUGGCCUUCCAAGAGGUGCGGAUACAACAGUCAGUGGUUGAGUUUAUUCUAAACCACAGAGAGGAGAUCUUCAGCGGUUCGGCCCAAAUAAAACCCAAAGAAGGACCAAGUUUGAAGUGUGAGGAGAACUACGCCACGCUCCCAAUCAGCGGCCAGUGUGGGCCGAUGAAGCUGAUGAGCCUGGAAGAAGCCCAGGCCCGCUCCUUGAGUCCAAACCACCCGGUGCACAGAGAACGUCAGCGAGAAAACAGCCUGCCUAACACCAGCACUGCCACGCUCUACCACACCGUCAUAGACAUAUCAGACAGCAAGAGAAAGUUUUCUGGGAAAUCCAAGAAAUGGAAGUCCAUCUUCAACUUGGGAAGGUCUGUGGAAAGGGGAAAACUGAGCCGGAAUGGAAGCGUGUUCAUAAGAGCACAAGGGACAGAAAAGGCAGCUCUUCGUUCAUCCAGGAGCAUGGAGUCCUUAUGCUCCUUACCAACAGAUGAUGACAGAACAGGACACAACAGCCCAGCUGGUGGAUCCGGCAGCCUUUUUGGUCAAGAUGUGAAAUCCAGAACGCUUGGAUCUGACUUGCUCUACGACCUGAGCGAACAUGACCAGAGCUGGGAGUAUAAAGAGACAACAUCUGACGGGGCAACAGGCGGCUGGAGCUCAAAGAUUUACCAAAAAGGGUCCACAGGUUCCUCUGCACCCCCCCAAAAAACACUUCCAGAGCAACUGAAGGUUUACAAAGGUGAUGAACUCAGUGGAUACAAGCCCACCUCGCCGAAAAGCAGGCGGAUGUUGUACUCGGGCUCCUCCCAAAACAGCUCCUCUCGGCCCUCCUUCCCAGGAAGCUUCUUCCCGCUGGAGUCUUCUCCAAGGCAUCAGCGCAGGGCCGUCAACAUAUCUGAGCCUUUUGCUGUGUCUGUACCUCUGCGUGUGUCGGCUGUUAUCAGCUCCAACAGCACGCCGUGCAGGGGCCACGCCAAGGACAAAGCAGCUACUCUGAAACCCUUCAAGGAGAGCUCAGAGCAGAGCAGCAACAGUGGAAAGAGCAACACGUUCCCUCUACUGGAACCAAGGAAGCAGGAAGGAAUGGAGCGGAAAAAGAAAGCGGAACCGAUAUCCAGGGUCCCUCCAAAGGAUGCAAGCAAAGAAGUGGUUAAAGAAGGUCAAAGAGGGAUGAAUACUUCUGAACUUGAACCAGCAUCCCCGGCAAAUGCAAGGGACGGCAAGGACGCAGCGCCCUCUCCUGGGAAAGAGGACAACCGGCAGACAACCAUCCAACUGGAUAAGGGAUCUUCUACUGGGAAACAGCCGUGGACUGACCUCAAACAGGAACUGAAGAUAACUGAACCUGAGAUGGACCUGCUGGACGAGACUUUUAACCCCAUUUUCGGCUCCAAGGGCACGUUUGAGGGCACGAGGUUAACAAUGGAUGUUAAGUCAAAGCGAAGCCGCAGCUCUCCGUCUCUGUUAUUCAGGGAGCAGUCUUCAAAUACCUCUUUGAGUGACCGUGUAAUCGCCACUGGAGACUCUGCACAGAAACAGCCCUCAGGGUCAGACAUCUCACUUCACAAAAACACCGAAAUCACCCCUCCUGCUGACAUCUUGGAUGAGAAAAAGAAGAAGCUGCAUCUGAAAAUCACACCCUUACACAAAGAUGACACCAAACAGGGUCAACUUAUUUUAAAGGAAACGGAUAAAGUUGUAAAUCCUUUGACGAUAGAGGAUACUCCAGCGGUUGUAGGCUUCUUAGGAGCAGAUGAUGCCAACAAGAAAUCAGAAGAAAGCGAAGUUCCUCAAGGAGACAAAAAAAUCUCCUGUGUUGGAGCAAAGAAAGAUUUGAUUCCAGAAGUUAUUCAAAGGCUGUCGGUGUGUUUGGAGGAAAAACGUAAGACUUUGGAUCUGCCAAACCUUGGCGAAAGAAGUGGGAGAAACUCCGAGGAGCUGGACUUGGUUGAGUCUUGGGAGGACUAUAGCUCCACUAAGUUAUGGGUUACCAGUCCUCUCCACUCACCGGACGUGGAGGAGUUCUUUAACCGACUAUCGCCCUUCUGCUCUGUGGGGGAAACUCACAUUUCAUCUGCUUCAGUUGAUAAUAUCAAACAGUCGCUUGUUAAAAGCACUGAGCACCCCUCAGGCAGCUUUCCUCUGACUACCAGUAGCAAACCAGAGACUAAAUGGACGUGUUUGCCACCGGGGGUCAGUGCGACCGGCAGUAGCACAGCACAACCUCACACAGGAAAAGCAAAACAGAAGAACACAGUGUCAUCUCAGAGGUUGUACAGACAGAUGUCUUAUGAGGCGGAGAAAAGAGAAGAAAACAGCUAUUCUAAACACCGACCAUAUUCACUCAAUUUGGACCUUGGGAAUCGAUGCAUCAGAGACAUUUCUAAUCGGCAAAACCGUAAUUCAUCAGAGUUCUCCUCAAGUCAGAGAGGACUACUGACCUCCUCUGAAUCUGUAGCCAGCAGGCUGCCCUCAGAGCUGGAGUUGUUUCUGAGUGAUCGGCAGGCUCCUCUACGCAGAAAUUCUGCCCCGGUAAGCGUGUCAUCGGUGCGAACGGCCUUCAUGAUCAAAACAUGCCAGGCCAAAGCCGUGCCCGUCGUCCCUCCAAAGGUGCAGUACAGUCAGAUACCUCCCUCCAGACAUGAGAAGGACUUUGACGAAGCCAAGGAACAAAAAAAGGAAGAUCCUAAGACGACUGUAGAGAAAAGCAACGCGGCACUUGCUCCGGUGAUGUCCGAUCUCAAGGAGGAGCUGGAGAAUAAAAAGCCUGAACCCAAACACCAAAAACUCCCACUUGUUGCCGAGUCUCCGAAGACCACAUCUACUCCAGAGCUGCCAGUCAUCAGGAGGAGACACCCGCCCAGUUUGGAAGUGUUUGUGGACUGUCCCAGACCUAACAGAGGGAACAUCCAUCAGAGACCGUCCUUUAGGAACAGGCAGAGACCUCAGAGCCUCAUCCUGCUCAGCCCUCCUUUUCCCAUCAUGGACUAUCCUCCCUCAGGAGACGACAGCAGGCUCCUCUCGUCCAUCAAGAGCCUGGAUGAAACGUCGGCAGUGAAUGACUUUUCUAAAGAGAUGGCGGAGAAUUUCAGGACACCGGAGGGGGUCGCCCUUCAAAACAAAAUGACUAUUCCAAAAAGUGGACAGAGACUGGAAACGUCAACCAGCUGCUUCUACCAGCCGCAGAGGAGGUCCAUGAUAUUCGACAGCAGGAGCCACAGACAGAUUGAGUGACUGGAGGGGAAAGCACUGACUGUGAGACUGGCUGUGUGUAAAUACAUAAAGUAUAUACGAGGACACUCAGGAGGAUGAUAUGGUAACCUAAGGUUAAUACAGGCAUUUUGUUUGCUAUGAUUCAGGCGUUUCUUGAGGGCUUUGUGAAAAGAGAUGCUGAAGUAUUUGAGUGAAUGAAGCCAUAAUGUAUGUGAAAGCUUGAAUGAGAUCUAGGAAUGCCAUUUUUUUUAAAUCACCUAUUACCAUGCAGACAAGUCAAUUAAUUGUCGAGUCUAGAAAAUAUCAGACAAUGCCAUAAAAAGGGAAAAAGGAAGUUUCCUAGUGUCCAAGAUAUUCAGUUAUAUAGAUAAACUCAUAAGACUUAAGGCGCUCGCUAGCUUUUCAGAAAGUUUCAGCCAUAUAUCAUAGUCUCUCAGCUCUCAUCAAGAAAACUCCAUCCACUUAAGAAGACUAUGAGAUGUGGUUUAAAUCUGUGCAAGAAGCUAGUAAGUUGACUUCGUCUGGAUGUCAUUUUAAAUUUGACUUUUUAUACUAUUUUCCCCAAAAAAGGUUUGUUAAACUGGAAGGGCACUUGGGGUGCAGAACUUCACCAUAGCCACAUUUAUCACAUUUGAAUCCGCUCAAAAAUGCUGACCCAUGCUACUCCUUUUCACAGAGUUUCAUGAAAAUCGGGAGAAUAGUUUUUACUUAACCCUGCUGACAAAACAUAAUAUGUCCUAACUGAAUUUACCCUCACACAUUAAGGGCUUUGAAUACAGGAAGUGUGCAGGAAAGGUUAACAGCCAUGAAUUUAAACAUGUAGAUGAAAAUGUGUUUAUUUAUUCCUUUAUUAACAUACACACGAUAUAAAGUAAACUUCAUAUCGUUAUACUGUAUAUUGGCUCCGCAGUAAGCUGAAUGUGAUUUAAGAAAUAUAUAUAUUUAAAAGGACUUCUCUAAAUACAGUAUAUAUCGCAAACUCAAUUUAGAUAGUAUUUACCCAUGGAAGAGCUUUAAUUCAUGUGUGUCUUUAUUUUCAGAAAUUGCUUUGUAUGUUAUGGCCAUUUUUAUUUGUUGUUUGUUUUUUGACAACAACGACAAGCAGCAUUGUAGUAAAGAUUUUGUGCUGAUGCUGCUGUGCUGACAUUAAACUGGAUUUGACUUUGUGCACGCUGACUGUAUUUCAUGUGUUUGAGUCCAAGUCAGAUGACGGUAUCUCGAGGUUUGUGCCUCUUUUCUUUGAUUUAAAAAAACACGGGAUUUGUUGUUUUUAGCUUUGGGGCCCAUGACCAUAACAGUCUGAAUGUUAAAGGAGGCUACAGAGUAUUUUCUAAAGAUGUGGAUGUAAAUGAAGACAAAGUGUUUUUAUACUUUAGUUUGGAUGGACUGGAUGAAUGAUUAAGGUGUUUUAUAAGGAAAAGGUUUAAGAAAUUAGAUACAAGUUGUUGUUAUUUUUGCUUUGUAACUUUUGUAUACUUGUUGAUACUGAAAAUUAUGGAUCGAAGCGUCUGUAUUCAUAGGAAAAAGAACUGAAGUGAGAAUUUUGAGAGUUGGCCGUAAUUACCUGUUGUCGGCCUUUGAAGUGAUGUACAUAGGACACUUGAUGAAUUUUGUUACAACCAAAAGUAAAGAGAAUAAAAUGUUCUGAAAUCACA